AUGGCGGGAGAGGAAGAGGAAAUUCUGACUCAAAACGAAGAAAAUCAAAUACUGGAAGACAGUACACCAAACGAAACUGGUGACAACAGUGCACCUGAUAGAUUAAUCAAAUUACCACUUACUCGAGUGAAAAAUAUUAUGAAAAGUGAUCCCGAUGUCACAUUAGCGAGCCAAGAUGCGGUUGUUGCUUUGGCGAAGGCUACAGAACUUUUUAUCCAAUUAAUAUCCAAAGAUGCCUCUGGCAGUACUAUGCAAGGAAAAAGAAAAACGUUGCAAAGAAAAGAUUUAGACAAUGUGAUGGAUAGGAGAGAUUGUUACUUAUUUCUGGAUGGUGCUAUUGAUUGA
Messenger RNA from Mercenaria mercenaria, 345 nucleotides. Its product is annotated as DNA polymerase epsilon subunit 4-like. Gene Ontology annotation, cellular component: epsilon DNA polymerase complex; nucleus. The record is from RefSeq and is a predicted model, not a curated record. Lineage: Eukaryota; Metazoa; Mollusca; Bivalvia; Venerida; Veneridae. The transcript has a single exon. The coding region runs from base 1 to 345 and encodes 114 amino acids. Gene Ontology annotation, molecular function: protein heterodimerization activity.